Messenger RNA from Trichoplusia ni (cabbage looper), 5711 nucleotides. RefSeq names its product nucleoporin NUP188 homolog (gene Nup188). Gene Ontology annotation, cellular component: nuclear pore inner ring. Gene Ontology annotation, molecular function: structural constituent of nuclear pore. Gene Ontology annotation, biological process: protein import into nucleus; RNA export from nucleus. Bases 133 to 5655 code for a protein of 1840 amino acids. The transcript has 16 exons. The record is from RefSeq and is a predicted model, not a curated record. Lineage: Eukaryota; Metazoa; Arthropoda; Insecta; Lepidoptera; Noctuidae.
CGUUGAAGUUGAUAUCUUGACGGUUGUAUGAUAAUUUUGGUAAAAUAACCUAAAAUGCUAUGGCGGUAAAUAUAUGUAAUAACAAGUGAAGAAGGGUAUUUACUAUUUAUACGUUGGUUUAUAUAUAUAACAAUGGCUCUGAACGGAAUCAGCUACUGGAAGCGAUUAUGGCGCUGGACCACAUCAGAGAGCCUAUCAUGCGAGGAAUUAGCAUCUGUAUUAGGAAAUAAAGAUGUAGUUGAAGGGUUGAAACAUGGCCUUGCCAGUUAUAAACCACAUAAAGCUGAAAGCUUCACGCAGUUACAAACUAAACAUCCAGACCAAACCAAAUUGUUGAGUGUGGUGCAAACACUUCAGAAUUAUAUUGAUGUGGAUUGUUUUCAAAUAUGGGAAAUAAUGAAGAAUUACUUGUGUGAUAUAUCUUAUGGAACUCCAGGAAAUGCUCUUAAGAAUGUCGCCUUUGUGGAUACCAGACCUGUGUUUCUGCUCCCAAAUCUAUGGACCUUCUAUUAUGCUGAUAGAUUGUUCCUUCUUAAACUGUUACAUUACAUAGUACAAUUCAGAGAUGAACCAAACCAUUUAUAUUCUGAGCAGUUCAAGAAGAUAUUGAAAGAUAUAGGAAUACAGAACUUGAAAACUUCCCUGUUGUCACAGUUUGAAAAAUUAUUAAACACAGCUCCACCGUCUAGAAGGAUGCAGAAUGAUUUUGCUAAUGAAAAUAUAAGACAAGAAUGGGUGGAUUGUAACUUAAGGGAGCAGUUAGCAAUACUACAGAUUGUAUUGUUAAUAGCAGAAGAGGAGAUUUUCACUGAGACUGAAUUUAAUAAGCUGAUCAUGUUGUUCCGGAAGCAUGGGUUUGGUAAGAACCAGGGUUAUAGUGAACUGUUGGAGCAAAGGCAUAAAGAACAUUGUUUAAGGGUGUCUUAUAUGGAAAUAUGCAUCUUCAUGGUCAUUGCAGAUGGUAUGAAAAUUAACAACUUGUCUUCAUGGAUAGACAGCACUAAAGAGAGUGUGGAAGGUGAACUCACUAAGCUACACAUGAGUGCUGAACACAGUGCUAUGCUAAUUACAUGGAUGAUGCUGACUCUACAGAGUGAUGACCAUUCAAAAUUAUUUGAGAGUCAGUACAAACAUUUUGGUGCUACAGCUCUUAGGCUGCAAGUUUUUGAAUUCCUCCUACAAAUGCUAACCAGCUCUGUAUUUUUGGACCAAUCGAAAUGCUCGCUGAUAGCGCGCCGCCGUGUGUUCAGACUUCUCAACGACUUGUGUGACAAGUUUGAUGGUGACGGUACCCUGAGCAACCAGGCUGGGAUCAUGCAGCUUUGCGCUCACCUACUGGAGACACCAGAGAUCAACUGCCAAUUCUGGAAACUCUACCAGAAAGAUGACAACUGUGGGGCAGUGUCUCUAUGGAACACAGCACUUGAAUACUUCCCAUACAAUUUCAAUGCUCUGUCAAUAUUAGCGGGAGGGUUAGCGCAGGGUGGGAAGUGUAGUGUACUGAAACUUUUAGCUGAGCUCAAGAAUCUACCAGUCUAUACAGAAGUCUACAAUCCCCAUGCUGUUCCUAUUAUGUCGUUACAAUCUGAUGACGCUAUUAUCGGGCGGGAAUACUAUCCUCUGGGCGACCCCUCGUAUCGCAUUGAAGUAGGUUCCAAAGCCACUAUAAUGGAGAGAAAGGAGGCCACCAUGAUCCACUUCAGAACUCCAUACACUUACUGGACAGUAUUUAAUAGCGAAAUUGAGAAAGCACUGGACCGAAAGCAACAUCACCAGAAUAAUAUCAUUGUAACGUUAGAAAAGAUAUAUGAAGGAACAAAAGUGUUAAAAGGGGUUUUGAAAACGUUGGUGGAAGAUAAGGAAAUGCCGAAGAACUUGGUGGGGCCAAGCGAGGGCGUGUUUGAUGUGCUAGUGCGGUUCAUGAGAGCUGACAGUCCGCCUCUGCCGCUGUUGGUCGAGUGCCUAGCUGUUUGUACUGCCUUGGUGCCUGUGUUUCCCAAGGAAAUCCAUUCGAGGCUGAUAAACACAGGACUACUGCCACGUGUAAUAAAUCACAAACUGUCUUACACUGAAUACGCUAAUGGUGCAUCAUUCGACUCCGCCGCCGUGGGCGCUUACUUAGUCACAAUAGAACAAUUGAAUGGUACUUACAAGUUCUUGGGAGCAUACAUAGAUUUACUAUGUGCAUUCCAUGAGACGUCAAAUGAAGAUCGCAUUACAACGGAAAUCAUCCUACCCGGUCUUAUACUUAUAAUCCGGGAAGUGUUUCCGAACGUACACGGCUGGCGUUACAGCAACUCUCGGGAGCGUCGAGACAUCAUACACCGAUGCGCGCAGUUCCUUACAUUGGUGUUACAAGAUACUAAGGAUUCCAAUCCCUGCAACCUGUUGCUGAAACAAACUUGUGUGUACAGUUUACUGCACACUGAAAACGCUCUCGAACUGCUGAAAUUUAUAUCUGUUGGUAACGAUCAACUAGAAAGCGUGAUUAGAAACGAAACAAACUGGCUAUCGGGUACAGGUACCCAGUAUAUAUCAACGAUACAGCGUUGCGUUGCGAUCGUGAUCUUUGCUUUAAGACUGAAGUCAAUGGUCAAGAAAGCCACGGAGGUCACACCGCUAGAACACCUGAUAUUCGCGCAGAACAAGCAGAAAGACUUGUUGAAAGUCGUCCCGAGAGUGACCAGCUACAUCAACCAUGCAUUCAAUAAGAGCUUGCCAGUACUCUGCUGCCGUUUACUCAAGAAAUUCGCUGAAGGUUUCCAAAUGUCUCUUUUUGCAUCAUUAGACAUGACCGCAUACCAAGUUCGAGUAAUGUUUCUCGACCGCCUUCGAGACGAAUACGAGACGAUAGAACUCAAAGUAGCCAUCUUGGAGUUUGUAGCCACCUGCGUCGGUACCCAACCAGGGUUAACGGAAGCUUUCUUCAUGAUGAAUCAUGACCACACGAAAAUGGAAACGAAUGCUGAUGAGAAGGACAAGAAAGAUGCAGUUGCUAAAAAAUCUGAGCCAGACGAGAGCUUUGAGGGAAUUUUAGGUUAUAUGGCUGACUAUCUUGAAACUAUAAAAACUAACCCCAAAUUGCUCCACAGUCCUUUACUGUCGUGCAUUAUGGCACUUUUCCAUGCACUAUGGAAAAAUAAUAUGCAGAUUCUUGUCAAGAAACUCCGUGAGAAUCCAAAAUUUUGGGAACAUUUAACUAGUCCUUUGUUCAGUGAAAUCCAGCCGGGACUCAGAACUUACGCACAAAUAUUUAAUGUCCUUGGUAUAGAACUAUUUGUGUCUAGAGAAAAACUUGAGCCUAGUCUAAAAGAAAUGCUGGAGCAAUUUUUUGAUACGAACAAGAAGCAUUUAGAUACUUGGAUUGAUUUUAUAUUCUCCUUCAAGGGUAGACAUAAUUGUAAAGAAAUGGUAGACAAAGUGCCAUCAUGGUUGGGGCUGUUAACGUCUUGGAAAGACUUCAUCACAAUAUUUUGCAAAUGUUUGCCUAUAACAUUGAACAUAGCGCACAAAGCUAAAAUGGUGGCGCCUUGCAUGAGCGCCCUGUUGUACGAGUUGGAUGAGUUGAAAGAUGGAAGGCUAGUUGUCAUAUUGGCUGAACUGUACGUAAUAAUGCUAGCGAACUGGAAAGAUGACUGCUUUGAUAACAGGAAAACCAGUGCUAAACAAGUCGACAGCUUGUUGACGAACACAGCUGUUGUAUACGAGUGUCUGCAUCCAAGAGCGAUCCGUGCUAUACUAUCAAUAGGUACAGUUGCCAUAAGCAGCUUAGAUUAUGAAAUUAAGGCCAACAGUGUGACCGCACAGAGUAUUAUCAGAUCCGUAACUAACAUCAACAGUUUAGAGCUGCAGAAGUUGUUGGAUGAUAUCAAAGACGAUCCUAAAUCUCCAUCAGAAGUUCAAAAUGGCCACCCUGUAAAUGAGAACAUUCCGCCUGUAGUGCUAUCACUUUCAAUGCUGGAGCAGUGCCUGGACCUCUACGACGAUAUGUUCACAGGGCUGGCGCAAUGGUUCCAGUCCAGUAGGUUCAUAAACAAGAUUCUGUGUUGCCUACAAACGUGUCUACAGAACCGCCGUCACUACCACACGUCGUUGGCCGCCCUGCGUUGUUUGACAGCGUAUUCUCGGGGACCGUUUUCAAAAGACUUACUGAAUAGCGAUAUAGACCAGUUUCUGUGGCUGCAGUUAUUGCCUCCAAAGUUCGAUGGCGAUUCGCCGUGGAAGCCGCAGGAGUGGUGGCGGGUGUACGCGUACAGUUUGGACUUCAUAUCCAUGAUGGUGAUGAAGCACGGCCAGUUCUUCGCGAGCGAUGCCAUCACUUUCGUGGGGGUUCACCUUGAGCACCUGAUAGAGGCGGUGCUACUUCCGCGCCAGGUGUAUAACAUCGACGCACUAAACCUAUGCGCUUCUACACUCAACCUAGUAGUGCAACUGGUCAAGUUUGAGGCGAGGUGGCGCAUACAAAAUAUAAACUCCUUGACUGGCAUUAUGCGGAGUAUAAGCGCGUGUCUAUAUCAAUGUGUCACGCUAAUGAUUCGCUCUCGACGUUCGACUGACCCCGCGCUGCAACCGCCGGAUGAUUCGCACAGCCAAGCACCUAAUGUAUUGCAUAGAACAUUGGAGAUUCUGCACAUGGCAACAUUGUGCCUGCUGUCAUUCAGUCCUGAGCUGCUAUCGCUACUGGCCGACCCCGGCCUUGACCUUGAGCGUUGGCAGCCACUCGUCGAACUGCAUUUUGGAGCACCCAAGAUAUCCUACGAGCCUUUCCCACAACUCACAUUUGGAACUCUCGUGUCAGCUAUUUGUUUGUUGACUAAAUCUCUCAAUCAUGCGUACCACACGGAGGAGGGCAGCGGGUCCCGCUCGCCGCGCGCCCGGCGCCGCGCCUGCUCGUGCGGCAGCCCGGCCGCGGCGGCGGGCGAGCGCCGCGCCAACCGCAGCGAGUCGCUCACGUCCAUCUCGUCCGCCGCCAGCCUGCCCGCGCUCAACGAGCGGCUGGUCGCCGGCGCGCUCGACGCCAGCAUCACGCUGCUUGCCUCGCAGGCCCUGCUUGCAGUCCGUGAUCCUAACGUACCAGCUCGCCAUAAACAACUCAUCCGUCGCGAGCUAAGUUCCGAACUAACCAUGUUCCACGACUUUGUGCGCAAGCGCAUACUAUGCGCUGCACAUGCGCGUCCUCACCUGGUGCGAAACAAACUUGGUGCAUGGCCCCUCGCCGCCGACGAAGAGGAAACCAAACGCAUAGAAGAGGCUCGGAAGGAAGGGAACCCAAUGUUGUGCCUUUGUGAUAAUGACGAAGAUAGAUCUCUUCCACCACCACCUCCCCCAAAACGAGCGACCCACGACUCGAUGCGUGAAUACAUACUUCGAAAACACUACUUAGAUAAGUGCGCUCAAACACCAACUAAGGGACCGCCUUCUCCCGUAUCUCAUUCUACACCGACGACUGAUAAAAAGAAGGAGACAUCAAGAAGUUCCAAACGUGUUUCCUGGGCUGAAACGACCAGAAACAGCGACGAUAGCUUAGAUAGUUCCUUACAGGAAAUUGAAGAACCUGCUUACUCUAACCUAACAGAUGUACAAAUCAAUAAUGAUGAAGAUUACUUUCAUUUUAUGUCUGUUGUUUUACUUUACAUUUGUCAAACUGAUUUAUAAUUAUAUUUUCUUAAGUGCUAAAGUGAAUGUAAUAAACUAGCUUGUAUUUUUCUCAA